AAUAACAUAUAUCGCUGACAUAUCAAAAUCGUUGAAAGAUAACAACAUUGCAAUAGAUCAAUAGAAUUUUUGCGUAACAUCAAUUAUGAUAUAAUAUAAUGCACCACCUGUCUGAUUUAGUCAGAAAUGCCGCCCGUCCGUCGCUUCGUCAUAUGAAACAUCAGCACGCGUCGAUCGCGGCAGCACUAUGGAUAUUGUUCGCCGCCUCCGCUGCGGACGGCCAGCUUGUGAACCCAGUCACCUCUCUGGCCAACUUCCUGAACGAGGGCGGCCACCAGUACGACAACGAGCCCCCUGACCAGUCCGAGCUGCUCCAGGAGUACGACUACAUCAUCGUCGGCGCCGGCACUGCGGGCUGCGUCUUAGCUAACAGGCUCACUGAAGUCAAAGCAUGGAAAGUUUUACUAGUAGAGGCCGGAGUGAACGAAAACUUUAUCAUGGAUAUUCCGCUGGUCGCUAAUUACUUACAGUUCUCGUCCGCCAACUGGAAAUAUAAAACAAAAGCAUCGUCAAAGUAUUGCGCCGGAUUCGAGAACAAACAGUGCAACUGGCCCCGCGGCAAAGUGGUGGGAGGCUCCAGUGUGCUAAAUUACAUGAUUUACACCAGGGGAUCACCCUACGACUACGACAACUGGAAAGCGAUGGGCAACGAAGGCUGGGGUUGGGACGACGUACUUCCCUAUUUCAAAAAGGUAGAAAACUUCAACAUACGUUCAUUCAACGACCCCAAAUAUCACGAACAGGGUGGCCACGUUAACAUUGAACAUGCGCCUUUUCGUACUACAAAAGGAAAAGCGUGGGUAAAAGGAGCCCAAGAGUUGGGUUUCAAAUACGGCGAUUAUAAUGGUCCUACUCCAGCCGCGGUAUCGUUUUUGCAGCUGUCUAUGAAAAAUGGAACACGCCACAGUUCCAGUCGGGCCUACUUGCACCCUAUUAACGGAAGAAAAAAUCUUCACCUAUCAAAAGGAAGUUUAGUGACCAAACUGAUUUUAGAUGACAGCAAAACCAAAGUAAUAGGUAUAGAAUUAGAAAAACAUAAUAUGAAAUACACAAUAUUAGCGAAAAAAGAAGUAAUCUUAUCGGCUGGAGCUCUUAACACACCUCAACUGCUGAUGUUAUCAGGAAUAGGACCAAGAAGUCAUUUGGAAGAAAUGAAAAUACCUGUAAUAAAAGAUCUAGCAGUUGGUUACAAUCUGAUGGACCAUAUCGCCGCUGGAGGGGUACAGUAUAUAGUACGGCCACAAAACGUAUCUGUAUCUACAGAAUAUAUAUUUAAUCAUUUAGAUGUGGUUUUUAAAUGGAUGAGAACACAUAAGGGGAUACUGUCCAUACCUGGAGGGUGCGAAGCUCUGAUUUUCAUGGAUUUGAAAGACAAGUUCAAUACUACGGGAUGGCCCGACAUGGAGCUGUUAUUUAUAACCGGUGGACUGAAUUCGGACCCAUUGCUGCGCAGAAACUUUGGUUUUGACGACCAAAUAUAUACUGACACCUAUGGUCCGCUUGGCAGAGCCGAGACAUUCAUGGUAUUUCCCAUGUUAAUGAGGCCGAAAUCGCGCGGUAGGGUGAUGCUACAGAGCAGAAACCCUAAAGCUUCGCCUUUAUUGAUUCCAAACUAUUUUGACGAUCCAGAAGAUCUGCAGAAAAUUGUGGAAGGGAUAAAAGUUAGUAUUCAAAUAGCGCGACAACCUUCGAUGAGGAAAAUGGGCACAAAGAUGUACGACGUACCGAUAGAAGAAUGCUUACAAUAUGGUUCCUUCGGAAGCGAUGCAUACUUUGCGUGUCAAGCGCGGAUGUUUACGUUUACAAUCUACCACCAGAGCGGGACUUGCAAAAUGGGACCAAAGAACGAUCCGACAGCUGUAGUCGACGCAAGGCUAAGAGUACACGGAAUUCAAAAUUUAAGAGUGGUUGAUGCCAGUGUGAUGCCUGCAGUACCGUCGGGGCAUACGAAUGCCCCCACUUUUAUGAUAGCGGAAAAAGCAGCAGAUAUGAUCAAAGAAGAUUGGGGUAAAUGGAGAUGACCGGAGUAAAAGUGUGUGCCACG
Messenger RNA from Cydia strobilella, 2044 nucleotides. Its product is annotated as glucose dehydrogenase [FAD, quinone]-like. Gene Ontology annotation, molecular function: oxidoreductase activity, acting on CH-OH group of donors; flavin adenine dinucleotide binding. Bases 99 to 2021 code for a protein of 640 amino acids. NCBI's taxonomy places the organism in Eukaryota, Metazoa, Arthropoda, Insecta, Lepidoptera, Tortricidae. The transcript is spliced from 2 exons. The record is from RefSeq and is a predicted model, not a curated record.